Messenger RNA from Cryptotermes secundus, 2820 nucleotides. RefSeq names its product sialin. Bases 206 to 1945 code for a protein of 579 amino acids. Gene Ontology annotation, molecular function: transmembrane transporter activity. Gene Ontology annotation, cellular component: plasma membrane. The transcript is spliced from 11 exons. Lineage: Eukaryota; Metazoa; Arthropoda; Insecta; Blattodea; Kalotermitidae. Gene Ontology annotation, biological process: transmembrane transport; monoatomic anion transport. The record is from RefSeq and is a predicted model, not a curated record.
UGGAGUCUAUCAGUGGGACAAACCAUCAGACUGUUUCUCAACAUCCUGUUAGUUCUAACCAGCGGACUAUGUUAUAUAUUGCUUGACGCUCUACGGGAAGCAGUGUUUAAUCCAUACUGGACACCUUUAACGUAAAUAUAGUGUAGGUGGCUCAGACUCUUUUUUGUCAUCGGUGUUUUGGAUAUCUUAAAAAUAUUCUGAGAAGAUGGCGGCAUUUGGGAAGUUGAAGAGAGGCAGCGUUCAGCUACAGCGAGCGGCAAUCAAAGCAAGUGGGAGGAUUGGUGCCCGUCAUGUGAUGGUGGGGAUGGUGGUGCUCGGGUUGUUGCUGUCAGGUUUCGUGGAGCGCAGCGCCAGUGUGGCGCUGCUGUCCCUAAGCGACCCUCUGUCGUCAGCAGACUUUGCAGAAUACGUCACUAAUACGAGUUACGUCACACAGUACUGCGCAUCUUUCAACGACACGAACGACCUGGACGUGGGAGCAGAUCCUGAAGAUGGUGGACUGGAAGAAGAGAUCACGGAUUUCGAACAGGAGGACGAUGAUUCAUUUGAGGGGAACGGUACGACACACGUCGGGCAUGGCCGCCAUAUUGUGGCAGACCCACCCCUCAAGGUUCCUUUCUCUGAAAACGAGGGCCUGGAUUUUCGGCUCCGUGAGAUGUUCCUAUGGGGAACCCUAUUCGCUCCUCUUCCCAGCAGUCGGCUGACCGCGAAGGUGGGACCUGUACGCAUUUUCGGGAUUGGCAUUCUAGGAGCAGGGGCACUGGCCGUCUUUGUCCCAUUCGGCGCCUGGUUUUCAUCAUAUCACAUCACAAUCCGCUUCGUUCAAGGUCUUUUCACUGGUUCCACGUGGCCUGCCCUGCACAUGCUUGCUGCUUCUUGGUUCCCUCCGCUGCAGCGAAGUGGAUUUGUAUCCUGCUACUCCGCUGUGUCGGUAGGCCACGCUAUGGCAGGGCUGUUAGGGACACCAUUAGUAUUGGCCCUGGGUCGAGACUCAUUAUGUUACCUGCUGGCAACUCUCACUCUUCUGUGGGCUAUGGGCUGGUGGAUUCUAGUGCGAGAAUCGCCUGCAGAACAUCCCCGGCUUUCUGACGAACAGAGGCGUCAUUUGCAGAGGGCAAUUGGACCCGGAUUGUCUGCUAGGAAUGCUGUUCCUCCACCGCCGUGGCGACGUCUGCUGUCUUCUCUGCCGGUUUGGGCCUGCGCAAUGGCCACCUUGGGCAGUCAUUGGGGUCAGGCUACCCUGCAACUUGCGGUCACCAAGUACCUUAUGCUGGUGUAUGGCUUUGCUCUCAGAUACGACCGCGUGUUGUCAGUGCUGCCGCAUUUUGGUCAUUUUCUCGCUGCCCUGACAUUCGGGCGUGUGGUGGACCACGUGCGUGGACAAGCCCUUGUGUCUACAACGACAGCCAGAAAACUACUCGUCUAUAUCUCCCACUUCUUGCCGGGCGCUGUCCUCUUCGUUGUGGGAUACAGCGGAUGUGACCCAGCGACACCCGCUGCCAUCUAUACUGCAGCCGUCGUGGUUAGUGGCGCCACUGCAGCCGGCGUCUACUCUAGCGCCGUUGAUGUUGCACCCAAUUUCGCAGGAACUGUUUUUGGUCUGAGUCAAACAUUUGGCGCCGCUGGGAGCCUGGCAGCCAGCUACGUCGUCAAGGAAGGUCUUCAUGGAUCUCUGCCCGGGUCAUGGCGUCUCGUGUUCGGAGUGGCCGCGUUUGUUCUGGCAUUCACCGCGACCGUCUUCAUGGCCAUCGGCAGUGGCUCUGUCCAACCGUGGAACUACUCGCCCAAUCAGCGGGCAGCUGCCCAGGAACCAGCGUCAGAAGACGAAGCAGAGGAAAGAGAGACAGCGGCAUCGAGCGUCGUAGUGGACACCGCCUCCGUAUCGCAGCAGCCUCCCGAAACGUCAAGUACAACCAAAGCUGCCACAAUGACUACAGCGUUGUAAGUUCGCUGCUGAAAUGAAAUAUCCCAAUCAAGAAAGGACACUUUCGCUAAAAGUGCAAGAAGUAAGAGAAGACAUCGGUGGACCACACAGAGAGAGAAUAUUUAAGCCAGUUUCUGUUAGGACUCUUGCCUUUAUAUUUGUCAUGGUUAGAACUAUGGUUCAUGUGAGUGACUGUGAGUACUCGAGUAAAAUUGAACACAGUUGGUAGUAUUCAUUCAUUCAUUCUUCACACAUCCUUCAUUCAUUUAGUCAACAAUGACUCUACAGCCCAUUGUUGGCUCUGGCCUCUUCUUCAGUUUCGUAAUCGUUUUUACACAUACGGGAGGACACCUUGGACGAGUAAUCAACCCACCGUAAGGCCGCUAAAUACACACAGAACAACACAAACACAGAAUAAACGCACACACCAACAUUCAUGCCUCGAGUGGAAUUCGAAACCACGAACCCUGCUUUCGAGCCAGUGAAAACAGUGCAUACCUUAGAACAUGCGGCCACUGUGAUGGGCCCAUUGAGAGUAUAUGCCUGAUAAAAUAAUACGUUUAGGUUACAUAAAAUGGGCAAGAUAUAUUAAGAAAUACUAAUUCUACAUCUGUGCUUUCUUUGUAUGUAGUGCAUGGGAUGAAUUUAUAAAGAACAAAUCCGUGUGUCCGUAUAAUUUCCUUUCAAAUCCUGAAGUGGAUGGAGAUUAUGUUUGGUAUAAUAUAUUUACUGAAUUUUGUUGGUCAAUUUAAUUUUGAGAAACAUUGGUCCUUUCCUUGUUUAUUUGUCUGUUUAUUUAAAGGUGCUUUCAGCUGAUCAGAUUAGAUAGCCUUAAGUCCGUCCGUUAGUAAUUGCUUUAAUUGUUCCAUUAUUAAACCACAACUAACUAAAGCUAA